GGGGUAUAUGAUUAUGCCAUUCCGAUAGAAAAAAGACAGAAUUAAUUGGAGUUUUAAAGACUAUGAUUCUCGUCUCUACAACAACCCAUCUGGCAUUAAUGUCUCUCUACUGAAUCUCUCACAUCAUCAAGUUGGGUCUACGAGAGUGACGACUCUUUGAUUGCUUCGCCACAUCUUUUCCUCACUUCGAUUUAUAUCCUUUUAAUCCCCUCGAAGUCAUCUCUUUUUCUCUAUCCCAUUCUUUUCAGUGGAUAAAACCUUAAUACUGAUUCUUACAAGUUGAAAUAGAUCUCUGUUUUUUAAUUUUUAUUUGUGACGAAAAGCAAAAAAAGAAAGAAAAAGAAUGAGAUCUCAAGGAGUGGAAGAUAAUAACAAAGCUUGGCUUGGACCAGCGACGCCGGAGAUUUCGAACGGAAACGGUUUCGAGAUUCAGAAAGGUGCAAACCGGACACCAAACCAUCACCGGUCCACAAUGGGGAAGCCAGCGCCGUCAAAAUGGGACGACGCUCAGAAAUGGCUCUCCGGCGUUGGGUUUGCUCGUGGCGGAGGCGGAGAGAAGAGCCACCAUUCGAGGAGCUGUAAACCGAGAAACUCUAACGCCGAUGAUCUUAGACUCAUAGCUUCUGCUUCGCAAAGGGAACGUGAAGGAGAAGAUCAGUACGUUGAGUACGACGAAGACGGAGAAGCGGCGGCGGGGAGGCCGGAGGUGGAGACUAAGAACGUAGAUUUGGGAGAAUCAGGUGGUUCGGUUUGGAGGAAGGAGAAAGUUAUUAAUCCUACGGCUGUGAUUCGAUCGGUCUGUGUGAGGGAUAUGGGGACUGAGAUGACUCCGAUCGGUAGCCAAGAGCCUUCUAGAGCAGCUACGCCUGUGCGAGCCACAACGCCGGUUGGAAGAAGCCCUGUGACGUCACCGGUGAGAGCUUCCCACGGCGGCGAGGCGGUGAGGACGUUGACGGAGACUGUGAUGGUUACGGAGGCUAGAGGCGUAGCGAGUAGUAAUAAUAAUGAGAAGAUUGGGUUUGGUGAUAGUAAUAAUAAGGCGAUGAAUGCUAUGGAAGCUCGAGCCAUGGCUUGGGAUGAGGCAGAGCGCGCUAAAUUCAUGGCUAGGUAUAAGAGAGAAGAAGUGAAAAUACAAGCUUGGGAGAAUCAUGAGAAGAGAAAGGCGGAGAUGGAGAUGAAGAAAAUAGAGGUGAAGGCGGAGAGGAUGAAAGCGAGGGCGGAGGAGAAGUUGGCGAACAAGCUGGCGGCGACAAAGAGGAUAGCGGAGGAGAGGAGGGCAAACGCGGAGGCAAAGCUGAACGAGAAGGCGGUGAGGACAUCAGAGAGGGCUGAUUAUAUAAGGAGAAGCGGCCACUUGCCAUCUUCUUUUGCCUUUAAGAUUCCCUCUUUCUCUCUAUGUUGGUAGGCUCAGUGUACUUUGUGUUCGCUUAUAUUUUCAUCAUUGUCUUUAGAAUGUAAUCUAGUAUGGAUUUAGUGAUGCAACUAAUAACUAACAAAAAAGAAAAUUUUUUUUAUUGCAAAAAUAUUAUAUAUUAAAUUUAAAAUUUAAAAAUAUUGGGUUCGAAAA
This is a messenger RNA of Thlaspi arvense, 1567 nucleotides long. The record is from the annotation of a GenBank genome assembly. NCBI's taxonomy places the organism in Eukaryota, Viridiplantae, Streptophyta, Magnoliopsida, Brassicales, Brassicaceae.